UCUGUUCUCCCUAUGACACCCCUGCUUUGCCCCCACAGUCCCCACUUUUGUUCCAACUCUUGGGAAGACUUCGGACAACAGUGGGUCACAGAGUGCAGUUUACCUUGGCAGUACCUUCAACAGGAAUGCCAGUGUGCACAGGUUUAAAUGAGACAACGAACCACCGAGCUGUUCUCUUCUCCCUCACUUUACUGUGUUACCUUUUCACUUUGCUGGCAAAUGUUACUCUUAUUGUCAUCAUCAUCUUGGAUAAGAACCUGCAUGAACCAAUGUAUAUUCUAUUGUGUGUGUACUGCAUGAAUGGGCUUUAUGGGACAGCAGGUUUCUACCCCAAGUUCCUCUGGGAUCUGCUUUCUCCUGUUCAUGUUAUCUCUUAUGCUGGAUGCCAUGUUCAGGCUCUGGUAAUGUAUUCAUUUGCCUGCAGUGAUCUGUCUAUUCUUGCAGUCAUGGCAUAUGACAGAUAUGCGGCUAUAUGUCGACCCCUAGAGUACCACUGUAUUAUGUCAACGCAAAGACUCUUAAUGUUAGUGUGUUUCUCCUGGUUAGCACCUUUUUGCAUUAUAGGCACAAAUAUUAUUCUGGCAUCUAGAUUAAAGUUAUGCAGCCCAUUUAUCGCCAGGCUUUUUUGUGUGAACUGGAUGAUUGUUAAACUUGCUUGUUUCCCAGCUGAUACUAUGGUUAAUGGUAUUGUUGCAUACAUUACAAUAAUCAUUUAUGUCUUCCAUGGUUUCUUUAUAGUUUGGUCCUAUAUGUAUCUCAUCAAAACAUGUGUGAAUUCAAUAGAAAACAGGAGGAAGUUCAUGCAAACAUGUGUGCCACAUUUAACCUCCUUACUCACCUUCCUUGUAACAAUAGUUUUUGAUGUCAUGAACAUGCGAUUUGGUUCAAAAGAUUUACCUCAGACUGUUCAAAACUUUAUCGAAAUACAAUUUCUUGUCAUAUCCCCCGUUAUAAAUCCUCUUAUUUAUGGUUUCAAAUUGACAAAAAUUCGGAACAGAUUUCUGCAUGCUCUUACUUUUAAAAACAAAUAUUAA
Molecule: messenger RNA, 1034 nt
Organism: Epinephelus fuscoguttatus (brown-marbled grouper)
Lineage: Eukaryota; Metazoa; Chordata; Actinopteri; Perciformes; Serranidae
Product: olfactory receptor 142-like
Exons: 2
Coding region: 126-1034 (302 amino acids)
Biological process (GO): G protein-coupled receptor signaling pathway
Cellular component (GO): membrane
Molecular function (GO): olfactory receptor activity; G protein-coupled receptor activity
Source: RefSeq, a predicted model, not a curated record